Hippocampus zosterae (dwarf seahorse) is the source of this 841-nucleotide messenger RNA. RefSeq lists its product as uncharacterized. Lineage: Eukaryota; Metazoa; Chordata; Actinopteri; Syngnathiformes; Syngnathidae. Bases 20 to 841 code for a protein of 273 amino acids. The record is from RefSeq and is a predicted model, not a curated record. The transcript has 3 exons.
ACUCACCGCGGUUGACAUCAUGAAGAUGAAAAGUAAAAUCCUUUCUUGGAUAUAUUUGCACGGCUGUUUGUAUGCAUCUUUUCAAGUGAUCGAUUCAUCUCGGCCAACCAUGACUCCGGGAACCAGUACUGCGGCGGCAACAGAAGAUGAGAAAUCGCCUGCGAAUCAAACAAACACAACAGCGACAAGCAGUGUCCUCGACAUCACAGCUGACCACCGGCACGGAACAACAAUCACAGAGAUGGAUCCGAGAACCAAAUCAAGGGCUGCCAAUUCCGCCGGACCUACUUCAAGUAGCGCAACAACACCUGCAACAAACGCAUUCAAAAUGUCUUCAACCGGUACAAUGCUAAAGAGCAGAGCGCAGACAAACACGACCGUCACAAUCAUCUGCGAAUGUCCUCCGACAGCGGUGACGUCCGUGACUGCCGCAGCCCAGGACGCAACAACCACAUCGACAGCUACUACAGUGCUAAACACACCCGUGACUACAGAAACAUCAGACAUUAGCCUGACCGCAUCCGCGACGAGUACAACAAGCGCAACCAUGACGACAGAAAUUCAAAACGCAACCAAAUCCGCAAGCCCCGCAACAGCAAGAACAUCCGCGGCAAACCUGCCUCGAAACACGACCGCCGAAAACAUGUCCACACCUACUAGAGUGGCAAAUAGCAACGAACGUUCAACCGCAACAAACAGAUCCGCGACGACGCUAACUCCAGAUACGACCGCGCCCACAUCUGCAAGUAACGCAUCGAACAAAAAUCGAUCCACAUCUGGCUUCGCGCCAAACAUCUGCGACUACUCCAGACGCAAGAACGCCCGCGACUGCAACAUCUAA